CCAUUUGCGAAAAUAUGUGAAUAAUUCGCGAAUCUUUACUAUAAAACCGAUGCAAAAACAAAGGGUCGUCAGACUAAUUUGGAGAUUCAUCUCAAAAAGUUAAUUUAAUAACCAACAAAAAUGGUGUUCUUUCGCAGAUUUUUUGUACUCGCUCUGAUCGUUUUGGUGGCCAUAACUCUGCCAAUCAAUGUCGCUGGGACCGGAGGGCAUUAUAAGGGGGAAUCUUCUGGGACCGGAGGAAAUAUUAAAAAGGAAUCUCCUGUCACACCUGAAAAACAUGAAUCUCCGGCCUUAAAUCCUUAUGCGCUAAUUGAAAGGCUUAACUCAUUGAAUGUAAAUAGCGAGAAUCAAGCUAUACUGAACCAUUUGCCAUCGGAAGAAACACUUGUUAAAGGAAAGGAUAGAGCACCAGAAGAAACGCAAUCAGCAUCAAAAAGAAGAAGAGGUUAGAGAAUAGUGAAAAAUCUAUUGCUGAAAUGACCUGAAAAAAUGUUGGAAAAGAAUUACAUUUUGAACAUGAAAAGAAAUAAUAAAAUUGUA
Messenger RNA from Sitodiplosis mosellana (orange wheat blossom midge), 540 nucleotides. RefSeq lists its product as uncharacterized. NCBI's taxonomy places the organism in Eukaryota, Metazoa, Arthropoda, Insecta, Diptera, Cecidomyiidae. The record is from RefSeq and is a predicted model, not a curated record. Bases 121 to 450 code for a protein of 109 amino acids. The transcript is spliced from 4 exons.